Messenger RNA from Anopheles cruzii, 2511 nucleotides. RefSeq names its product probable serine/threonine-protein kinase tsuA. Gene Ontology annotation, molecular function: RNA polymerase II transcription regulatory region sequence-specific DNA binding; DNA-binding transcription factor activity, RNA polymerase II-specific. Lineage: Eukaryota; Metazoa; Arthropoda; Insecta; Diptera; Culicidae. Gene Ontology annotation, biological process: embryo development; embryonic hindgut morphogenesis; embryonic pattern specification. The record is from RefSeq and is a predicted model, not a curated record. Gene Ontology annotation, cellular component: nucleus. The transcript is spliced from 3 exons. The coding region runs from base 1 to 2511 and encodes 836 amino acids.
AUGCACAUGUUGGAUCUGGUCACCGAUAUCGCGAUGGCGUCGUCGUCGGGCAUGGAAAUCAGCGAACCCUUCCGCACGGAGGACCUCUCCAAGACGGACUUUUUCGACUUCGUCACCGGCUCCGCACCGGAUAUGGCCAUCAGCAGUAGCAGCGGUGGCAGCGCCAGCGGUGGCAACGCCAACAGCAACCGGGUGAUGUCGGGUGUCGGCCUGGGUGGAACGGUGACCGACCGACCGCCCGGUGGUGGUGGCCGUAACGGGAACGCCGACGGAACGUUGGACGGAUCGCCUGCCAACCGAAGUGCCACCAGCACGGCGGGAAACCCCACCGGCGACGCCAACGAUCAGCCCCUGCAAGGAUUCGAUCAGUUCUGGGGCUCCGAUAAGGAUGCGAACCGGCUCGAUCCGGCCAUGUUCGAGGACCUGAACCGCUACUGUUGGAUCCAGCAGAACAAUAACAACAACAACAACAGCAGUGCUGCCAAUAACAACAGCACCAACAACAACAACAACGGAGCGCUGAACCAUCAGGUGGCCGACACCGAUGGGCAGAUCUACACGCUGACAGUAUUAAAUGGAGCACCGGAGCCGUGGGUGUUGCGCAAGGACCCAACCACCUCGUCGGAGCCCGCGGCACCGGCCUCGAAUCUUGAUCUCGACACGAUUCUCGGCGGCUUUCCGGGCUACGUCAAGACGGAGUGCUUCUCGUACGAUGACAGUGGGUUCGGGACGGACCACCACGCGAAAGAGGACCCCCAUCAGCAACAGCAGCAACACCAGCAACAUCUGCUGGUGCAGCAACAGCACCAGCAUCUCCAGCAACAAGUACAACCUCAGCAGCAGCAACAGCAGCAGCAGCAGAUGCCGGUCACGUCGAGCAACAUUGUGCUGUCGAGCAACCUGCUCGACCCGAACAGUGUCCUGGCGUACCAGAACAACAACAACAACGAUUGGCAGAUGUCGGACCACAACGUGAUACAGCAGGAAACGCCGGAGUCGCUACUGCGCAGUGCGCUGCAGGGCAAGGGCUACACCAAAGGGAUGCAGCAGCUACAGAACGGGGCCACCGUGGGCGGUGGGGCCGUUACCGUGCUGCCGUCCCCCGGCCACAUGAAGGACGACGAGUUGCGGCGCGUUCUGUACGCGACCCACGGCGAUCCGACCGACUCGCUGUCCGCGUACGCCGACUCCACGCUCACCAGCAGCAUCUACGACGAAUCGGUCCUACACUCGCCUGCCUCGACGAACCAAUCGGUACAGCAACAUCAUCAGCAGCAGCAGCAGCUCGCCGGGGAUCUGGGCGGUGGGCCUGGGGGGCCAGGCUCCGGUCCCGGGAGUGUCGUCGUGGACGACAUGUUCCUCACGCUCGAUGCCGCCUUCACCGAGGACUACGAGAAGCUGAAGCGGAUAGCGACCGAGGUGCAACAGUUUUGCACCGACAACAACAACUACGCGGAGAUUAUCGUCGAAACGGGUUCGUCGAUCGUCGGCAACAAUGGUCUCUCCACCGCGGCCGCCGCCAACAACCACAACCUCGGGCACGGUAACGGUGCGCCGAGUCUGCUGAACAGCAGCAGCAGCAGUACCGUGGCCAACAGCAACAACCACCACCCGCUGAUCCUCUCGUCACCCAGCACACCGACGGCGGCACCGGCCGCGGGGCUGCAGCAGCGACAGCCGACCGUUUCGACGACCACCUGCUCCGACGUGGUCACGACCACGUCCACCACAAAAGCCAAGACGCCACGGGCCAAGAAAAGCUACAAACGAUCUCUCAGCACCAGCAACAGCGCAGGCGGCGCGACCGGAACCGGUGCACAGAACCCCAGCAGCAGUGCCAUCCUGGCCACCGGCAACACCAACCUAACGUGCCUUGCCACCCCACAACACAGCAACCACAACAACAACAACAACAACACGAACAUGAGCAACCUCAACACGAUGCUGAGCCCUAACGGGGGCGCCGCCGGAGGUACCGGGAGCGGAAACACGACCACGUCCACCACCACCACCACGAGUCCGACCCAGUGCGGCAAUGGCCAGCGGAAGGAACGCUCGCUGCACUACUGCUCGAUCUGCUCGAAGGGCUUCAAGGACAAGUACUCGGUGAACGUGCACAUCCGGACACACACAGGCGAGAAGCCGUUCGCCUGUUCGCUCUGCGGUAAGAGCUUCCGCCAGAAGGCGCACCUGGCCAAACACUACCAGACGCACCUGGCCCAGAAGAACCCUGCGGCCGGUACCGGUGCCGGCGUCGGGACGGUGUCGAAGCAAAGCAAACAGAGCCGACUGGCGGCCCCGCCACCGCCGCUCCUGGCCGACCCUUCCGGUGUCCCACCUGUCCCACCUCCGCCGCCUCCGCCACCGCCGGGCCUGCUGGCCACGUCCGUUGGGCCGCCACCGAUCGGAGUGGACAGCCGGCUCGACAUGUCCCCGCCGUUGCUCCUCAAUACCCCAGCAGCCAGCAGUGCCGCGAACAACACUGCCCCACCAAUCGUGGCCAGUAGGUGA